Nelumbo nucifera (sacred lotus) is the source of this 1962-nucleotide messenger RNA. Its product is annotated as cationic amino acid transporter 1-like. The record is from RefSeq and is a predicted model, not a curated record. Gene Ontology annotation, biological process: transmembrane transport; amino acid transport. NCBI's taxonomy places the organism in Eukaryota, Viridiplantae, Streptophyta, Magnoliopsida, Proteales, Nelumbonaceae. Gene Ontology annotation, cellular component: plasma membrane. Gene Ontology annotation, molecular function: L-glutamate transmembrane transporter activity; L-lysine transmembrane transporter activity.
UAGAAAAAGGAAAAGAAGUUGCUAAAAACAAUGGAAGGUGAGAGGAAAGGGGUGAGAAGAAGAGGAUGCGUUUGCGGUAAAGGAGAUUUUCUACCAGAGGAAUCGUUCAAGAGUUGGGGGAACUAUGUCAAGGCAUGGAGCGAAACCGGAAUGCGGUUAAAGGAUCGCAUUCUGACUCGGUCCCUGGACGAAACCGAGCUGAACGAGAUGAAGGCUCGAAGCCAGAAUGACAUGAAGAAGAACCUCUCAUGGUGGGACCUCAUAUGGCUGGGCAUUGGCGCUGUUAUUGGUACUGGUAUCUUUGUCCUCACCGGCCAAGAGGCCAGGUACGAUGCCGGCCCUGCUGUUGUCUUCUCUUAUGUCGUCUCCGGCAUCUCAGCCAUGCUCUCCGUCUUCUGUUACACCGAGUUCGCCGUCGAAAUCCCCGCCGCCGGUGGGUCUUUUGCUUACUUGAGGGUAGAGCUAGGAGACUUCAUGGCCUUCAUUGCAGCCGGAAACAUCCUCUUCGAGUAUGUGAUCAGUGGAGCUGCCGUGUCCCGCUCCUGGACCUCUUACUUCGCAACUCUCUGCAAUCACAAGCCCGAUGAAUUCCGUAUCAUUGCCAACGGCCUCGCCGAAGACUACAGCCGCCUCGAUCCGAUUGCUGUUGUUAUCAUCGCCAUUGUAGCCGUAUUUGCAAGCAGAAGCACAAAAGCCUCGUCCCGCGUCAACUACGUCGCUUCCAUCAUCCACGUCUGCAUCAUCCUCUUCGUCAUUAUCGCAGGAAUGGCCCAUGCCGAUACCAAGAACUAUGCUGUGUUUGCUCCGUUUGGAGCUCGUGGCAUCUUCAAGGGCUCAGCCGUUCUCUUCUUCGCCUAUGUGGGGUUCGACGCUGUGUCGACCAUGGCGGAGGAGACAAAGAACCCAGGUCGGGACAUUCCAAUUGGGCUCCUGGGGUCCAUGUCGAUCAUCACAGUAGCUUACUGCCUUUUUGCUGCCACGCUGUGCCUCAUGCAGCCUUACGACCAGGUCGACCCAGACGCACCAUUUUCAAUGGCCUUCAAGGCUGUGGGAAUGAACUGGGCCAAAUACAUUGUUGCUCUUGGGGCGUUGAAGGGUAUGAGCUCGGUAUUGCUCGUCAGCGCCAUAGGCCAGGCCAGGUACUUGACCCACAUCGGCCGCACCCACAUGAUGCCGCCAUGGCUGGCUCAUGUGAACGAAAAGACUGGAACACCGAUCAACGCCACAAUCACUAUGCUCAUAGCAACAGCCAUUAUUGCAUUCUUUACAGAUCUGGACAUCCUCUCCAACCUCCUAUCCAUCUCAACCCUCUUCAUCUUCAUGCUUGUUGCCGUUGCCCUGCUUGUCCGCCGAUACUAUGUGACCGGUGUAACCACGCCGCGAGACCGUAACUUGCUCAUAACCUUCCUGUUGACCAUAUUGGGAUCAUCAUGCGCCAUGGCUGCCUUAUGGGCAUUGGGUGAGUCGCGGUGGGUAGCGUAUUUGGUCGUGGGGAUUCUGUGGCUUCUCUCGACUCUGGGUCUCAGGCUGUUUGUGCCACACGCUCGGGACCCCAAGCUUUGGGGAGUCCCACUUGUGCCAUGGUUGCCCUCGGCCUCCAUCGCCAUCAAUAUSUUCCUGCUGGGAUCAAUUGACGGGAAGUCUUACAUGAGAUUUGCAAUGUGGACAGGGUUGCUUCUGCUCUACUACUUCUUCUUUGGGCUGCAUGCUUCAUACGAUACUGCCAAGGAGUUGAGCGAGAGCAGAUUAAAAGAUACACAACAGUUGCAGAAGAUUGAAGAAGGAACUAUGACUUCAAGAGAGGGGGAUGCCAGUGGUGGCAUAGCUUCUACAACUCCCAGCAGUUAACUAGCUUUGGAUGGAGUUGCAAGUAAUUCUUUGCUACUUUAUUUCGGGACAACAUUCAUUAUGCUUAGGCUUCAUAUAGAAUUAGCAUUUCUUAUCAGUUGUUGUAGUCUCUGG